Molecule: messenger RNA, 5858 nt
Organism: Drosophila bipectinata
Lineage: Eukaryota; Metazoa; Arthropoda; Insecta; Diptera; Drosophilidae
Gene: SIFaR
Product: SIFamide receptor
Biological process (GO): cellular response to hormone stimulus; G protein-coupled receptor signaling pathway
Cellular component (GO): plasma membrane
Molecular function (GO): neuropeptide Y receptor activity; peptide binding
Source: RefSeq, a predicted model, not a curated record
AUACCAAUUCAAAAAAUUUCGUCCUGUGCAUGGAUAGUCUGAAUUGUGUGACAUGGGGUCCUUAGUCGCCAGUUUGUCUGAUGUAGACACUCCCAUGGAACCGCACAAAAGAUUCUCGAAUCGACUUGGCUCUGUGGCAAUUGUUUCAAUGCCUCAAUGGCAAUUUUUUGGCACUCAAUCGAAGAGUGCUUCGUGUGCUUUGCAGUUGUACUUAAUGGAAUUUUUAUGCGUUGCUAUUGAGUCGCUCAAUUGCUCGUUUUGUCGAUGUUUGUUCGACGGUUUCUUACAUUUUUUUUUCGCUUUUUUUGAGGUCAAAGUGCACGGUGGCUGGCUUUUCAAUUGUGCCAAAAACAGCAGCAAACAGCGGCGGCCAAACAAUGGGAGAAAUGGCAUUAAAAUUAAUUAGCGACGCGCAUGUGUUCUUCGUGGCUGUGACCAUGUCCCUGAGCAUUCCGCUCUCCGCUCGGCGUUCAAUGCUAUCCACACCCGUACCGCCCAGCAUUUGGCCUUAUCUGAAAUAUGCACACGAGUCCUUGGACCGCCGACUUUUUCGUAAUGCCAGCCAAGGUAACGUCAAACCAGCUGACGAACGACCCCAGUGCCCAGAACUUCAUUCGGAUUCGGAUUCGCAUCCGCAUCCGAAACGGCAACAAAUUAUGCUAGGUGAUUUUCAGCCUUGAGGGACAGUGAGCUGCUAGUGGAAAUUGCAUUUGUUGUGCAACUUCGGGGCAUACUUACCCACACACACCCACAGAUGGGGAAACAGUGAUACGCAGAGAUCCUGCGAGAAGAUUACAUUGUGGGGCGUGAGUGUUAAUUAAAAGUUGUUCUCUAAUCCUGAAGCCACGAAACUUCCUGCAUAUCCUACAUACAAAACAACCGAAUGUUUCUUAACGCCAACGAAAUGCCAAGCGACGAUGCCAUUUUUAUAGACUUUUUGUAAGCAACGACUGGGGACGACUGGGGAGGCGAACCAGACUCGAAUUGGAGAUAGCGACUCUAGGCGCCACUAAAAGUGUCAGCCCGUUUAAUCAAGACGGCCUGAUGAUGGCAGCCAGCGGGCGGAUUCGCAAGCGCAAGCAUAAAAGCCAUCUCACUGGCGACACUGCGGCAGCAACACUUACAACAGCAACACCAGGCCCAACCGCCACACCAGCCAGCCUGGCAACCACAGCGGCAACGCCAACAGCCACAUCGGGCCUCGGCAGACUGGAUCAGACCAUGGAGGAAGUCUCCUUGGCCGGGGACUAUAAUAAUUUCACGCAUAAUUUCGUCGAUUUGCAGAACCUCUUGAAUUUCAACGAAUUGCUGAGCAGCAGCCAGAAUGGAACCGCUGGUAGUGGUGGCAGUAGUUUAGAUAGCACCUCGAGCGCAUCGAGUGCCAUUAAGCUGAGUAACGGAGCCAUUAAGGACACUCUGCUAGGCACUGUCCUGACCACCGCUACGGCCACUGUGGCGCCGGCGGCCAGCUCGCUGAUGGCGAAGUUGGGAGCCACCACGACGUCGGCCACAGCGGCAGUGGCAGCGGCAGCUGCCGGAGGAUCUCGGACGGCCGUUGCCGAUCCCACCACAUCCACCUAUUAUGCAAACUUGCUGAACAUGUCGCCCGCCACCACCAGCCUGAUCUCGGCGGCAGCGGCCACCAAAUCCUACAACGACAGUGUCCUGCGGUGGGAGCAGCUGGACGGAAGCGUGGACUUCACCUUUGAUCCUCUCUACCGGCACUCACUGGCCAUGUCCAUAGUGUACUGUGUGGCCUACAUCCUGGUGUUCCUGGUUGGCCUGGUCGGCAACAGUUUCGUGAUUGCCGUGGUCCUGCGGGCACCCCGCAUGCGAACGGUGACAAACUACUUCAUUGUGAAUCUGGCCAUAGCGGACAUCCUAGUCAUUGUGUUCUGCCUGCCAGCCACUCUGAUUAGCAACAUCUUUGUGCCCUGGAUGCUCGGAUGGCUGAUGUGCAAGUUUGUGCCCUACAUACAGGGUGUCUCCGUGGCGGCCUCCGUCUACAGCCUAAUUGCCGUUUCCCUGGACAGGUUCAUUGCCAUCUGGUGGCCCCUGAAGCAGAUGACAAAGCGACGUGCUCGCAUCAUGAUAAUCGGCAUAUGGGUAAUCGCGCUGGUGACCACCAUACCUUGGCUGCUCUUCUUCGACCUGGUGCCCGCCGAGGAGGUCUUCUCGGACGCCCUCGUAUCGGCCUACUCGCAGCCGCAGUACCUCUGCCAGGAGGUCUGGCCACCCGGCACCGACGGCAACCUGUACUUCCUGCUGGCCCACCUGGUGGCCUGCUAUCUCCUGCCUAUGUCGCUGAUCACGCUCUGCUACGUGCUCAUCUGGAUCAAGGUCUCCACGAGAUCCAUUCCCGGCGAGUCGAAGGACGCCCAGAUGGACCGAAUGCAGCAGAAGAGCAAGGUGAAAGUUAUCAAAAUGCUCGUGGCCGUGGUAAUCCUCUUCGUCCUUUCCUGGCUGCCACUCUACGUCAUCUUUGCGCGUAUUAAGUUCGGCUCGGACAUAUCGCAGGAGGAGUUUGAGAUUCUUAAAAAGGUGAUGCCGCUGGCCCAGUGGCUCGGUUCCUCCAACAGCUGCAUCAACCCUAUUUUGUACUCGGUGAACAAGAAGUACCGCCGAGGAUUCGCGGCCAUUAUUAAGUCUCGCAGUUGCUGCGGACGCCUCAGGUACUACGACAACGUGGCCAUCGCCUCCAGCACCACCAGCACCCGCAAGUCAUCGCACUACCACCAGAACAGUUCUCGAAAGAGUCCUGGCAGCAAGGGCAACGCAGUGUCCUACAUCUACGAACACAACUCGCUGCGACGGCACAACAUGAUGCUCAAACAGGACAGUAACCUGUCGCAGCAGAUGCUACUCAAGCAGGACUCUCACGGAUCCCGUCAGUUCCUCAUUAAGCAGGAGAGUUCGUGCAGCGAUGCUUCUGGAAUCCGACGGCCCCUUUGUCAGCAGGAUAGCAAUGGCUCCAAGGUGUCCCUCUCCAAGCAGGAUUCAAUUGUAUCCUAUAUGGAGGCUCGACGAGCGGCGGGCCACAGCCUGAAUGAUUCAGUGACGGACAGGGACAGCAUCUCGAUUGAGUCCCGGCGACCUGGAGCUACGCCAAGCUCCUUGCUCGACAAGCGGCAGAAAUUCGUGAAGCAGGACUCGGUUAUCUCGUUUGUUGAUCAGCGACCGGAGCCACGACGCCACCAACUGGUGAAACAGGAUUCGGUAAUUUCCUUCGCCGACCAGCGACGUGGACUCCUCCACAAACAGGACUCGCUAAUUGCCAACCGGACAGGUGACGCCCCCACCCACCACGUCUCCAUUCUGAAGAAGACGGACUCGCAGCUCAGCUACGGAGCUUCGGCUUCCCCCCGCAGGAAUGCGGAUUUAUACGAGUAGACAACCAUGGGUUGAUAAAUAUUCUCCUGAAUGAAGGAUCUACUAAGAAAUGGUUUGAUUUUCGAAAACUAUCCAAAGAUAAUGUAAUAGAUAGGGCAUGCAUUCUUAGGGGUAUAAAUAUAUGUUUAUGUUUCUGUUUUUAAAAAUGAAACUUUCAUACCCAGAAGGAUUAUUAGACAUCCUUUCUUUGUACUAGGAAGAUAAAUUGGCAUAUAUAUUUCAUGAAUUAUUUUAAAGCUUAUGACCUAAAACCCCUUGAAUGCAUAACCCCUUAAAAAUGUAAUCGAUCUAAAAAUCAAACCAUUCCAAAACAUACAAAACAGCAACGAUACCAAAAAAUCUUACCGAACCAUAAAAAAGUGCAUAUAUAUUAUAUAUUUCUAUAGUGGCUAGACAGAAAAAGGAUCGUAAAUGAAGGGAGAGUGAUAGGCCUACGAUUGUGAUACAAGUCGGCAGUGCUGGUGGGUUAAGAACUUCAGACAGUGCCGCACAUAUCCGUCAUGUCAUCGUCGUUGGGACAGUGCCAGUUGGGAUAGACAUCGGGUUGGACCAAAUGGGGUGGGUAUAUAUAAUCAGAGAUCGCUUAGCUAGAAAGAGACACGCCAUAGAAGGACACGGGAAACAGGACUACCCACACCACACAACACAAAACCACAUAGACACGCCCCACAGACCUAAUAGUUAAUAGAUGUUUUAUACGUGUUUCAGAGGUACUACACAAGAUAUAAACUACUCCUUGGCUAUGGCUAUAUAAUACCUAUAUAUAAAAUAUAUAUGUACCGUUACGCAGUUUUAAGAUUGUUUGUACUCGCAAUUUGCUAUAUCGAAGAUGAAGAUGGAAUGGGAAGUCGUGGGAGGCGGUGGGUUUAAAAAUAGCUUUGCUAAACUUUUUGUACGAUGGUCAAAAAUUGAGUGAAACGGGCAAGUCCAGUAUCAUAUAGUUGAGGAAACGAAACAAAACAAAAUGAGAUAACACCGAGGUCUAAAGUAACGUACCUACUAAAUUUUUGUAUGGAAAUUCUUACAAUUUAUACAUAUAUAUUUAUAUUGAUUUUGGAAUAAGCAAUAUGCAAUACAAGCGUAUGUCUGCUCGUACGCCGCGUAUCUAUCAAACAACAAUAAUCAAUUUUAUUAGAAUUUUACACAACCGAGUUGCGGCAGCGACAGCGGCAGCGGAAAUGGCACAGCAGCGGAAAUGGCCUGGUCAAUGCAAUACAAUGGACGAUUGUCGAUCGAUAGUCGAUAGCUAUCCCGAUAGCGAUGGCCAGUGGUAGUGUAGGCAUCGAACGCGCACAAGGCAGCACUUUUGACCAUGCUAAUGCUAAGCGAGGGCUGGGAACGAUGGAAUGGCGUAGAAUAGGGAUAUAGGGACAUAGGAUUAGGAUUAGGUGGAGGAAGAGGAGUAAUGUGAGCACAAAGCAGUCAAAGAUUUCGCACUAAACGUAUCACUACAAACUAACAAAGAAGCAAACAAUAAUCGAACUCAAAUUCGUUAAACACUAAACACCAAUGAACUUUAAACUAUAUGAAGUAAACGUAUGGAUGAUGGAUCAAGGAGAAUAGGAGGCGAAUCAGGAGGAGAAAUCAAUGGUAAAACUAUGAAACUAAACAUAAAGAUUAACUAUGCAAUUUUAUUGUUAGCCAAAAUUUUAUAAAUGUCAAGUAACGAACAAGUAAAUAUUUAUAUGUAUACAGAAUAUAUCAAGUAUGGAACAUAUGUUAUAUGUAUAACUUUAUAUACUUCGAUGACAUUAGACGCUGAUUUGUAGAGUUUUGUCUCGCAUGGAUGUCCUCGAAAUCGGCUCCAUGUUUCAUUUUAGCCGUAACCCUUAGUCUCCUUUCAGAACUUGGGGGAGCUUUAAGCCCAUUCCCAGGAUCUAAAUCGGCCUGUUCAGAACUCCAGUGCUUAGUGGCAAGACAAGAAUCUACAAUGAGGAAUAUCAAUAAUAUAUUUCAAAUAUACAUAACAUACAUAUAUUUAUAUAGGCUUAAGCUAACUCAUAUGCCAGAAAACAAGUCGAGCAACCAGAACAACAACGUCUAGUAAAGAUACCAAAUACGAGUACACAUUUUAUGCUGCAAGUAUGUAAAAGCGCCCAAUAGAAAUGUCCUUUCCCGCUUUCGAUUCCCCUUUAAGACGAACUAGAAAGUAACGAGCAGUCGGAGGAUCAAAACAACAAGUAAUAUUUAUCAAAUAAAGCAAAUUGAACUUUAGGUUUUAAAGUUUUAAAACGUAGUGCAUACCCACAUACACACAUAAUUACAUGUGCAUUAAGUUCGUUAUUUACCGAUGCCGAAAACGCAUUAUAAAAAACAAAUCGGAAGUUAACCAGUUAAACAAAAACAAAAACAUGACAUUAACGGAAACACAAUAUCUAUAUAUGUAAAUAUAUAUGUGUUUAUCUAUACAUAUAUGUAUAUUUAUCGCAUACAAAUAACACCAAGAAUACAUGCAUGUUAGCAGAAAU